GAAAGCGAGUCAUCUUCAGAUCCUUAAAAUUGUUGCCUAUCACACAAUGCCCGAGAACUCGAACCCUAAACAUCGAGCGGGACGCCGGCUUCAGAAAUCCACAGCUCAUCAUUUUCAUUUGCUGUGCUUUUCAUCAUGGAAAAUCUUUAGCAUCCAAAGGUGAUGCACGGGUAGCAAUUCAAGUUCUGGAUUGGACAAAUCAACUUGAAACAAAAUGUAUCUGUACAAUUUAACCCUGCAGCGUGCCACUGGCAUCAUCCAGGCGGUUCAGGGGAACUUCAGUGGUGGCAAGCAGCAGGAAAUCAUCAUUGCCCGUGGGAAGGUGCUUGAAAUAGUGAAACCAGACCCCAACACUGGUAAGGUGCACAUACUUCUCAGUCAAGAGGUGUUUGGAAUCAUCAGAUCGAUCAUUAGUUUCCGACUGACAGGGGGAAACAAGGAUUAUGUUGUGGUUGGAUCUGACUCUGGUCGAAUUGUCAUCCUGGAAUAUAAUGCUGCUAAAAACGUGUUCGAGAAGGUCCACCAAGAGACGUACGGGAAGAGCGGUUGUCGUCGUAUUGUUCCCGGACAGUAUUUAGCUAUCGAUCCUAAAGGUCGUGCCGUUAUGAUCAGCGCCAUUGAAAAGCAGAAGCUAGUUUACAUUCUGAACCGAGAUGCCCAAGCACAUUUGACCAUUUCUUCACCUCUUGAGGCUCACAAGUCCAACACACUUGUUUACAAUAUCGUAGGUGUCGAUGUCGGGUUUGAGAAUCCAGUAUUCGCUUGUUUGGAAAUGGAUUAUGAGGAAGCUGACGCAGACCCUACUGGAGAAGCGGCUCAGAAAACACAACAAACCCUGACGUUUUACGAACUCGAUCUUGGGCUUAAUCACGUCGUGAGGAAAUACAGUGAGCCCUUAGAAGAACACGCAAAUUUCUUGAUCACCGUUCCGGGUGGUAAUGAUGGUCCUUCGGGUGUCCUGGUUUGUUCUGAGAACUACAUUACCUACAAGAAUUUGGGGGAGCAGCACGAUAUUCGUUGUCCAAUCCCAAGGAGAAGGAAUGACCUGGACGAUCCUGAGCGGGGCAUGAUAUUUGUCUGUUCAGCGUCGCAUCGCACCAAGGCCAUGUUCUUCUUCCUUGUCCAAACGGAACAGGGCGACAUUUUCAAGAUUACUAUGGACAUGGACGAGGAGGUUGUGAGGGAGUUGAAAAUCAAGUACUUCGAUACCGUUCCCGUUUCUUCCAGCAUGUGCGUGUUGAAAACUGGAUUUCUCUUCGUGGCCUCCGAGUUUGGCAACCAUUACCUUUAUCAGAUUGCCCAUUUGGGGGACGACGACGAUGAACCAGAGUUCAGCUCGAAUAUACCAUUAGAAGAGGGUGAUACGUUCUUUUUUGCUCCAAGACCGUUGAAGAACUUGGUUUUGGUGGAUGAGAUGGAGUCUUUGUCCCCUGUUUUGGCCUGCCACAUUGCUGAUCUUGCGAAUGAAGAUACGCCUCAGCUGUAUGCACUGUGCGGUAGAAGUGCCCGUUCUUCUCUGCGUGUAUUGCGUCAUGGGUUGGAAGUGUCUGAGAUGGCCGUCUCUGAACUUCCUGGUAACCCUAACGCAGUGUGGACUGUCAGAAAACGCGCCGACGACGAGUUCGAUGCUUACAUUGUUGUCUCAUUCGUGAAUGCCACGCUGGUGUUGUCUAUCGGUGAGACGGUCGAGGAAGUGACGGAUUCUGGGUUUUUGGGAACUACCCCGACCCUUGGUUGUUCUUCUUUGGGGGAUAAUGCACUGCUUCAGGUCUAUCCCGAAGGAAUCCGGCACAUUCGAGCAGACAGGAGGAUCAAUGAGUGGAAGUCUCCUGGCAAGCGAGCUAUUUCCCGAUGUGCUGUCAACCAACGCCAGGUUGUCAUAUCUUUGGCUGGUGGGGAGCUAGUUUACUUCGAGAUGGAUCCAACCGGCCAAUUGAAUGAAUAUACGGAACGUAAGGAAAUGACGGCGGAGGUCGUCUGUAUGGCUUUGGCCAAUGUCCCAUCGGGCGAGCAGAGAUCACGUUUCUUGGCUGUCGGUUUGGCAGACAACACUGUCCGUGUGAUCUCAUUGGAUCCUAAUGAUUGUCUUACGCCGCUGAGUAUGCAAGCGUUGCCAGCUACCCCAGAAUCUCUAUGUAUUGUGGAGAUGGGUGGUCAUGAUAAGGAUGCAGAGAGCACGGGGACUUCCGGUCAGCUUUUCCUUAAUAUCGGUCUGCAGAACGGUGUUUUGUUGAGGACUGUUUUGGAUCCGGUGACGGGGGAUUUAGCUGACACCAGAACACGGUACCUUGGCUCAAGACCAGUUAAACUCUUCCGCGUCAUGACACAAAACCACGAGGCUGUUCUUGCUAUUUCUUCACGUACCUGGUUGAGCUACUACUUUCAGAACAGGUUUCAUCUUGCACCGUUGUCAUAUGAUUCGUUGGAGUUUGCAUCAGGCUUCGCAUCUGAACAGUGUCCCGAAGGCGUGGUCGCCAUUGCGUCAAACACUCUUCGGAUUUUGGCAUUGGAGAAGUUGGGUGCUGUCUUCAACCAAGUUUCAUAUCCACUAGAGUAUACACCCAGAAAAUUCGUUGUACAUGACUCGGGGCGUAUGAUAAUCAUUGAGACGGAUCAUAAUGCUUACACCGAAGAAACGAAACUUGAAAAGAAACAGCAGAUAGCCCAAGAAAUGAGGGAUGCUGCUGAUGAGGAGGAACAAGAAUUGGCUCAUCAAAUGGCUGAUGCUUUUUUAAAUGAAGAAUUACCAGAGAGCGAAUUUGGGGCUCCUAAAGCUGGCGCUGGAAUGUGGGCAUCUAUCAUCCGUAUUAUGGAUCCUACUAGCGGCAACUCUCUACACGUCAUUCGUUUGCCACAGAAUGAGGCUGCAUUGAGUAUUGGGCUUGCGCGUUUUAUGAACCAAGAUCCAGAAGAUUAUUUUGUGCUGGUUGGUGUUGCCAAAGAUCUUAAGUUGAAUCCCAAACAAUGUGACGGAGGUUUCAUCUACACAUACAAGUUAAUCAACGAUUGGUCGGCACUCGAAUUAGUUCACAAAACACCGGUUGAAGAUACUCCCUACGCUAUAUGCGCCUAUCAGGGCCGAGUUCUAAUCGGUGUCGGCCGGCUGUUGAGGCUUUACGACAUGGGCAAAAAGAAGUUGCUGAGGAAGUGCGAGAAUAAACAUUUGCCCAGCUGCGUCGUUAACAUCCAAGCUCUUGGUCAGCGGGUGUACGUGGGUGAUGUCCAGGAGAGUAUCCACUUCGUCCGCUAUAAACGCAUGGAAAAUCAGCUGAUCAUCUUUGCCGAUGAUACACAUCCGCGCUAUGUCACGACCAUGUGUCUGUUGGAUUAUGACACUGUUGCUGUGGCGGACAAAUUCGGCAACGUUUCUGUGUUGCGGUUGCCACCACGGACUUCAGAUGAUGUCGAUGAGGACCCUACGGGAAACAAAUCUUUCUGGGAUCGUGGUGUUCUUAACGGAGCGUCCAACAAGACCGAAGUAUUAUGUAAUAUCCAUAUAGGCGAGACCGCCCUAUCUCUGCAGAGGGCGACACUCAUUCCUGGCGGGUCAGAAUCACUUGUCUACACGACGCUGUCUGGUUCUAUAGGAGUUCUGGUUCCUUUCACAUCAAGAGAGGAUCAUGAUUUUUUCCAGGCCCUAGAAAUGCACUUAAGGACUGAAAAUCCACCAUUGUGUGGACGCGAUCAUUUAGCGUUUAGAUCCUUCUAUUUCCCAGUCAAGAACGUAAUCGACGGCGAUCUCUGCGAACAGUUCAACUCGAUCGAUUCAAGUAAACAAAAGGCGGUAGCCGACGAUCUCGACCGCGCUCCAAAUGAAGUGUCUAAGAAACUAGAAGACAUUCGUACACGAUAUGCUUUUUAAAACCUUUGUAAUGUAAAAUGUUGGCGGAAUACAACGAAGUCACCACACGACGGCUUGGCCUGUGCCAUGAUAGUACCGCCCGUUAGUUCGAUUUGUGUGACGCCCCAGGCUACAAUAUCUCCCAGGGGCUGGUUAAAACAGUCGACACUCUCAGGAUUUAUUUCCCAUACAUUGCCUUCGAUGUCGCUUGUCAGUUUUGUACCCAAGAUCUCACCUUUGAGGUUCCCACUAGCUCCAAGACUUUGAAUGUCAUGGCGUAACGGUCGGCUGUCAAAGAACAUGAGGGUCAUUUCUCCUUCGACUACCGCCGACGACUGGAAUCCACCAGGGCGAUCUGGACUGAAGUCAAAAUUAUUCUGUUGCUGUCCAAAAACAACAGUACCGCCUCCUGGAAUCAACAGAGGGCGUCCAGUAUCGUCGAAUCCUUGUCCAAUUAAUUCGCCGUCAACAUAGAGAAGCCAACGUCCGGAUGAGCCUUCCCAGGAAUGGCACAAAUGGUACCAGUGGUGAUAAGCUAUGUUAUAUGGCACCGAAUAUACUUCCUUUCCGCUGAUGGCCAUGCGGAUCUGUAGUCCGAAAAUUGUCGGCUCGAUCCAUGUUGCGAUUGCAACUGGAUCGUUGGGAGCUAUUUUCAUUGGAAUUAACGUUAACAUUCAAAUUUCAAAUUUUAUGUUUUUAUUAUUCGUAGUAUGAGAUGCAAUUACCGGCGUAUGAGAAAGUUGAUUGGCGAGUUGUGGUAUUGACUGAUUUCAACCAGUAACACACGGUAAAAUCUUGGAGAUUAGGCACAGAAGUAAAGAAUUCUACAAGCUGACAAAUCAUUUUUAUUAAUAGAAAAUUUGCACAUUUUUUUAAUGGAACGUUUUUACCUGUAUGUUUCGCCGAUCGUCUCGAGUUCUUUGAGUAAGGACUACCUUCGUAGGCGAUAGCGAAGCGUUUUGUGCUAUGCAAAUCGCUAAAAUAAUCAGCAAUCGCGUGGUACAUUUGCUCAUUGUAGUCUACUAGUCUUUAGCACUUGCUCUUGUAUCAACGGUAGCACAUAUGAAACGGGUAGGACAUCCGCCCUUCUAUAUACUGCAUACCCAGCAUACCGGCUCUUUGUAGCACUUAAUUAUUCUGAUCACGCCCAUUCGGUUACGACAAGAUUUUGGGUUUUCCCAGCAUGGUUGAGUGCUUCUCAGGUUUUUUUUUAUUUGUCUAACAUUUUCAUGCUGUUAAAAGAUUCUUCUGUUCAUGUAUUCAUAUACACAUCGACAAGCAAACGAUAAAGAAGUGUUGUUAACUGUAGUGAAAGCUGUUAGUUUGGGGAUUUUCCUGUAUGGGUUUUUUUCUUUGGGAGAGGGUCACUCUGUCAGCAAUAUCUUCUUGAAAUUGUGACAGACUCAAGGAUGGAACUUACGUAGAGAAAGUUAUUUACGCGGAUAAAAUGUCUUCACUUAACUUCAGUUCUCGGAACCUGUUGUGUAAGCAGGAUUUAAAAAGACAGUGGUGGGUUGCUUGUAGAUUGGAUUUUCUCCCUAUCGUCAUUGACAGAUGAAACUAGAACUUGAUAAGCAACUUCAUAAACAGGAUUUUUUAUACCCGCGGCCACUUGGCUAGCUCACGAUCACGAAGAAAUUUUGCAUAUUCUAGGCGAUCAUGGAUCGUUGUUAGGAUUUUCCACAAAAGCAGAAGGAGGAGACCAAUAGCUAAAUUGGAGGAGCCAAAAGGAAAUCUUAUUGAAACGUCAGGCAAAUUAAAUAUUUCAAAGUAAAAGCAUUUACCCAAUAUAGCGCCGGAAACGCCACUUACUAUGGCUGGGAAAAAAACAAUAAAAAACGUGGUUCAACAUAAACUUUCGACCGUUUAAACUAACUAAUAAAAUUAGCUGGUGCAUACCAAUGACAUUGGGUGGUUCCGAACAUUCGCCCUUCUCACCGACAGGAAUGACAGACUCCAUUUUCAGUCGGUUAUGAAUAAAAAAGAAAUUGCAAUACAAUCCGUCUUGAUACUGCUGGAAAGAGCAGAUUUGAUCGCCUUCUUUGGUUUCUUCAUUUAGAUUGACAAUUAACAUCCAUAGAAUCACUUUACUUAAGCGACAUGGUUACAAAACAAACCUUUGAUUUCUUUGACUAACGAAACAUCGAAUUCACAGCCACGGCAGUCAUAUUCGGCUAAUGGUCCGGUUUUAAAAGCUUUGCACUGGACACAUUCUUUCAGUUCUUUACACUGUUUUGGUCCGCAGUUGAGAAUUUUUCUGUUAAAAAUUAUCUACUAAUUUUAUGUAAAUUAAGCAGGUUACCGGUGGGAUUUCACAGAAAUUUCCGGUAUAAGGAUCUCCGUCUUUUGUUUUGUUGCACAAGCAUUUACCGCAGUUGCAAGUUCCACGGCCAGAACACACUGUAGAAAGAUUUGAAUGUCGCGUAUUAUAGAGAAUAAUAAUUAACAGGAAUAUUACUUGCACCCUGGGCUAUUCCAGAUUCAUAACAAGUUUCUUGGCUUUUGGGACAUUUAGUUUGGCAACUGUUACCCUAUUCGAUAAACAUUGUCAUUAAUUUUCCUGUCUAGUAUUCAUGGUUUACCAGUUUUCCAACCUGCCAUCCAGGUUUACAUUCACAAACUCCUCCACCAUUACAAGGACAGGUACCCUGUUCGGGCCCAGAGCAGACUUGUUCGUUGAUGGGCGAAACCGGACAAGCAAAGUCAUCACUAAUAACAAUCAGAGCGCAACAUUAAAAGAUUAAAAGGAUAAAUGUUCUAUCCCGUCUUACCAUUCACAAUAAUCACCCCAAACUUUCCUACCUAGUUUCAUAAAGAAACAGAAAACAAGCUAAAUUUUUUAACUUUGUUUCUAUAGUUAAUUGGUUUUACCAGGAGGCGAGUGGCAAUUGCAUGCCGCAUCGCAUAUGCAGCUUCCUCGACCACUGCAAUUAGGAAACGAUGAAGUAUUUCCUUGAUGUGGUGGUUUACAGCCCUUGGCUAAAGGGUUUGGUUUUCGUGCAUUACCACCUUCACACUCGCAUGAAGAACCUGAGAAAUCCGGGUCGCAGACACAAUAACCACACAUGUAUUGACCUGCACCACUGCAUUCACUCCGCGUAGUCUACGAAUAUUGGAAAGAUUCAAGUUAUUGUUUACACUUAAAUUUU
Messenger RNA from Daphnia magna, 6990 nucleotides. RefSeq names its product splicing factor 3B subunit 3 (gene Sf3b3). The transcript is spliced from 16 exons. Lineage: Eukaryota; Metazoa; Arthropoda; Branchiopoda; Diplostraca; Daphniidae. The record is from RefSeq and is a predicted model, not a curated record. Gene Ontology annotation, biological process: mRNA splicing, via spliceosome. Gene Ontology annotation, cellular component: U2 snRNP; nucleus. Gene Ontology annotation, molecular function: U2 snRNA binding; protein binding. The coding region runs from base 215 to 3862 and encodes 1215 amino acids.